Cucurbitaria berberidis CBS 394.84 is the source of this 1026-nucleotide messenger RNA. RefSeq lists its product as uncharacterized. The record is from RefSeq and is a predicted model, not a curated record. The coding region runs from base 298 to 690 and encodes 130 amino acids. The transcript is spliced from 4 exons. Lineage: Eukaryota; Fungi; Ascomycota; Dothideomycetes; Pleosporales; Cucurbitariaceae.
AGUUUUACCGCGUGUGACUGCUCGUUGUCAUCUAAACGGCAGCGCUUUGCCUUGUUGACCCCGCUCUUGCGAAUGAGCACGCGAGUCUCCCUUUGUUCGACGACGCACCACCAACCUCUCUAAAAAACUUCCACUUUGACUCUCCGUCCAUUGCUGUGACUGACAUUGCGUCCGCCACAUUUCUGCAAGCUUCCUACAGUAGCUCCGAACUCUCCGUUCCUGUACUUGAACCAUACAUCACCCAACUCUGACCUUGUUUCAUCUCACCCAGCCCUCACCCAGACUCCUCCAUCAACUAUGACUCGUUCCCACAAGUUCACUGACCGCGACCACGCCGGCAUUGCUGAAGGCACUGCUGAGCGUGAAGCGAAGCUUCCUCGAUACUUUGCGAAAUCAGGCCACGGCGAUACCGAUCCGACCAAGACCAAGAAGGGUGGCAGCGGAAAGGGCAACUGGGGCCGUGAUGGCGAUGAAGUCGAAGACAUUAUGCCCAACAUGGCCAAUGCCCGUCGUCGAAGCAACUCCUCUACCCACAACAUGAAGGACUUCAAGACCAAGUUCGAGACUAUCGAGACCGACCCAGUCUUUGAAGAGGAACUUCAUGGCCCUCUCGGUGACGAACUCGAGAAGCAGAGCACUACCUCCACCGACAAGAGUGUCGAAGAGGAAGACAACGACAAGAAGUUGUAAACCUCGGAAAGGGGAGGAUAAUUUGCGAUGCACAUUGUCUUUAGCAUGGCUGCUAGUUGACUGGAUAGUCAAACUGGUGGGAAGCCACUGCUGGAACAUGAUCUAUUCGAUGGAGACACUGUUGUCUCCAAUUCAGAUCAACAGCCUCCACCAUCUGUAUUAUGUUUCUCUGGAAGACCUUACCUUCUCAACUACACCGUGACUGCUCUGGAACAGCACUCAGGGACGGGACAUGGUAAUGACGGCGUCUUCUUUUUCACAAACGGGAAUCUGUAACGAAUAUGAAAAUAAUGAAUCAAUCUAUAAUUGGAGAGCGAGUCUUUCCUUGAACUCCCG